AUGUCGCAACCGGCAAGCUCAACAGUGUCCAUGCACGAGAAGGACGACCAAAUACCACACACCGAUGUUGAACAGCCAAUUGCAUCCAUGGACGACAAGCAUCUUGAUACGGCUGCGCCUACAGCUGUGAGCCCUUUCGACCCAAGCCAGUACCCUGACGGCGGAAGAGAUGCAUAUCUUUGUCUUCUUGGCGCCUUCUGCUGUCUCUUUUGCUCUUUUGGGUGGCUCAACGCCGUUGGUGUAUUCCAGAGCUACUACCAGCGAAACCAACUCCGAGAAUACACGCCUUCAACCAUCGCCUGGAUUUCCUCGCUCGAACUUUUCGUCAUGUUCUUACCUGGACCCAUCGUCGGUUUCGUCUACGACAACCACGGCCCCAAGUAUCUCUUGUUUGUCGGUACCUUCUUCCACGUAUUCGGCCUCAUGAUGACCAGUCUCUGCACCGAAUACUGGCAAUUCGUUCUCGCUCAAGGCAUCUGCAGUCCCCUGGGCCUCAAUUGUAUUUUCCAGGCAGGCACAAGCACCCUCCCCACAUGGUUCUUCAAGAAGAGAGGUCUGGCAUACGGCGCUAUGGCUGCUGGAAGUGGUUUGGGCGGUAUUAUCUUCCCUAUCAUGGCAUCGCACUUGAUCCCAAAGGUUGGCUAUGGCUGGACAAUGAGGGCGAUGGCCUUCCUCAUCCUAGGCAUGAUGAUCAUCGCUAUCUUCACUGUCAAAUCUCGGCUUGCCCCGACACCGAGAGCGUUCGAGUUGAGCGUAUUCUUGGAGCCCUACAAGGACACUCGCUUCGUCCUCCUCACUGCUGGGUCCUUCAUGUUCUUCAUGGGCAUUUUCAUUCCCAUAAACUUCAUUGAGGUACAAGCCAUGUCGGACGGAAUGUCUAAUCGCUUGGCUGGCUAUCUCUUGGCUGUUCUCAACGCCGCCAGUAUUUUCGGUCGUGUCAUCCCCGGUGCUCUUGCAGACAAGGUCGGAAAGUUCAACAUGCAAGCCUUCUGGUCCUUUGUAUCCGGCAUCCUAGUCCUCAGUCUCGGCAUCACCGCCUCCAACAACGCAGCCUACAUUGCCUUCGCUGGCUUCUACGGUUUCACAUCCGGCGCUUGGGUUUCCCUUCUGCCCGCCCAGAUCGCUUCCAUCUCCAAGGUUGAGCAGAUUGGCACACGCGUUGGAGUCAUCUUCGCCACCAUGUCGUUUGCGGGUCUGAUCGGUAACCCAGUUGCCGGCCAAAUCAUCAUCAAGAACAAGGGCGAGUUCUGGGGCCUGAACGUCUUUGCAGGUGUCAUCCUCCUGUCUGGAGCAAGCAUCUACUUGGUGGCUCGUAUGCACAUGGCGAAAUGGAAGCUUGCUGUUAGGGUUUAA
Pyrenophora tritici-repentis Pt-1C-BFP is the source of this 1353-nucleotide messenger RNA. RefSeq names its product AraJ, Arabinose efflux permease. The record is from RefSeq and is a predicted model, not a curated record. Gene Ontology annotation, molecular function: transmembrane transporter activity. NCBI's taxonomy places the organism in Eukaryota, Fungi, Ascomycota, Dothideomycetes, Pleosporales, Pleosporaceae. Gene Ontology annotation, biological process: transmembrane transport. Gene Ontology annotation, cellular component: membrane.